CUGUUACUGCUGCUGCUUCAGGUCAACAGAUCCUGCUGCUAGUUAGGGUCCGAGGACCAAGGUCCAGUUUAAGUUAACAGUUCCUGCUGCUGGUUUACUGGUUUUACUGCUGGUUUAGUUCAAAGUUUCUGCUGGUUUAGAGAAGUUCAGUGAGGUUCAGGUUUUAAUCCGAGCUCUGAGGAAACAGCAGAUCUCGACAUGAAGCUGGUCUUCCUCCUCCUCCUCCUCUUCCUCCUCCAGGUGUUCAGGGCUGCACACGGCAGGUGUUUCUGUCAGUUAACAGGCGACCUGGACGACUGCACCUGCGACGUGGAAACCGUUGACGGAUUCAACAACGACCAGCUUUUCCCCAAACUUCAAACUCUUCUGGAGUCUGAUUACUUCCGGUUCUACAAGGUGAACCUCAACAAACCGUGUCCGUUCUGGACCGUCACCAGUCACUGCGGUCUGAGGGAUUGUGCCGUGAAGCCCUGCUCUGAUAACGAGGUGCCUGAAGGGAUUCGAUCCUCCUCCCACAACAAGUAUUCAGCAGAAGCAAACGAGCAGCCGGAUGAGUGUGAGCAGGCGAAGCAUCUGGGAGCUGUGGACGUCUCUUUAAGCAACGAGACCAGAGAGGCUCUUCUCAAAUGGAGCAAACACGACGACGAAGCAGAGCGGUUCUGUGUGGUUGACGACGAAGAGUCACCAGACUCCCAGUACGUCGACCUGCUGCUGAACCCCGAACGCUUCACGGGUUACAAAGGACCAGAGGCCUGGCAGAUCUGGAACAGCAUCUACGAGGAGAACUGCUUCAAACCCUUUUCUAUCAAGCGACCGCUGAUUCCCAACUCGUUCCAGAGCAGCUCCGGAGGUGAGGCAAAGAGCUUCUACAGCUGGUUGGAAGGUCAGUGUGUGGAGAAGAGGGCUUUCUACCGCCUCAUCUCCGGCCUCCACUCCAGCAUCAACAUACACCUGAGCGCCCGAUACCUGCUGGAUGACAGCUGGUUUCAGAGGAAGUGGGGUCACAACGUGUCCGAGUUCAGGCUGCGUUUCGACUCUGAGUUGACGUCCGGCGAAGGGCCAAAGAGGCUCCGUAACCUUUACUUCCUGUACCUGAUCGAGCUGCGAGCGCUGGCCAAAGCUCUGCCGUUCUUCCAGCAGCCGUCCUUCCGGCUUUACACCGGCAAGCCGGAGGAGGACCAGAACCACAAGGAGCUGCUGCUGGACAUCCUGCAGAUGGCCAGAUCUUUCCCUUUGCACUUUGAUGAGACUUCUCUGUUUGCCGGUAAUGAAAAGGAAGCAGCCCAACUGAAGGAGGACAUCAGACUGGCCUUCCUCAACAUCUCCAGGAUCAUGGACUGUGUGGGAUGCUUUAAAUGCCGGCUUUGGGGGAAACUGCAGACUCAGGGAUUAGGCACAGCGCUAAAGAUUCUGUUUUCAGCGCAGCAGAUUGAAGCUCUGCCCAAAUCCAGCGAGCAGCGACCCAGUUUCCAGCUCAGCCGGCAGGAGAUCGUCUCUCUGCUCAACGCCUUUGGAAGGAUUUCCACAAGCAUCAGGGAGCUGGAGAACUUCAGGUCGCUGCUGGCGGAGGAGCGAUGAGGCUUCGACAGGAGCUUCACCCGUCUCGACUCGUCUGACGGGGUUUUAUUUUAAACGCAGACAGCCGUCCGUCCGUCCAGCUGUUUUAGUCCUGCUGACAUCUCGUUUUAUAUUCUCAAGGCUUUUGAAUGAUAAAACAUCAGCUUCGAUCAGCUGAGUUUAUUUUAAUUUUUUAUUUUUUUUUAGAUUAUGAUUUAGUUUUUAUUUUUCACAAAAAUGAAGUUUCUUGAAUCAAAAAUAAAAUCAGAAUUUUUACACUUCUGGAAAUAUUUAAACUUUCUCCUGGUGCCUUCAGGUGUUUACUGAAACUGUAAAAGUCUCAAAGUCUGUGAGACGAGACUGAAGCGUGAAGCUGCUCCUUUGUUACAGAAAAUUCAGAGGAACAAGAAUCCAAACACAUUCCUUUAUCUGAAAACAAGCUGUGAGCUGAUAGAGUUGUGGAUGGAGCGAACAGCUGCUCAGUUUGCUCAUCAGCCUGUUUUUGUGAUUCUGCGUCGGUCCUGACGAUGGAGCUGUUCGUGCAGAAAACGCAUUCAUGCUGAUAAAUGCAAAAUUGAAUGUUUUUGAAACUCUUCAGGAACAAGAUGCAAACGUGAGAUGUUAAAUGAAAACUGUACAGGAGUGAAGAUAGAAUAUUUUAAAUAACUUUAUAUUUGGCCUCAUGAUGUUCUCUUCAACUGUCCUCCAUUUUUAUAACACCCUGUCCCGGGUUCAUGGUGCCUUCAGGGACACCUGGAGAACUCCAGCUCCUGCUUUUCACAGCUUGUUUUAGUCUAAACUGAACUUUUUGAAGUCAUUUGUGGAUAAAAUUCAAAGUUUUGACACAGAACUUCUGCUGAUGUACAUGAGAGACUGUGUUGUUUUUUUGUAAAUGCUGUUGUAUAAAAUGAAGAAAGGAAAAGCUGGAAUGUGAAAAACAUCAUUUGAAUG
This is a messenger RNA of Stegastes partitus (bicolor damselfish), 2508 nucleotides long. It is a transcript of the gene ero1a, whose product is annotated as endoplasmic reticulum oxidoreductase 1 alpha. NCBI's taxonomy places the organism in Eukaryota, Metazoa, Chordata, Actinopteri, Pomacentridae. Gene Ontology annotation, molecular function: protein-disulfide reductase activity; thiol oxidase activity; FAD binding. Gene Ontology annotation, biological process: protein folding in endoplasmic reticulum. The record is from RefSeq and is a predicted model, not a curated record. The transcript has 15 exons. Gene Ontology annotation, cellular component: endoplasmic reticulum membrane; endoplasmic reticulum. Bases 199 to 1578 code for a protein of 459 amino acids.